Ostreococcus lucimarinus CCE9901 is the source of this 1155-nucleotide messenger RNA. RefSeq lists its product with no specific name. The annotation marks the transcript as partial. The transcript has a single exon. The record is from RefSeq and is a predicted model, not a curated record. NCBI's taxonomy places the organism in Eukaryota, Viridiplantae, Chlorophyta, Mamiellophyceae, Mamiellales, Bathycoccaceae.
GGAGGGAUAUACGUCAAGGCUGGGCAACACCUGGCGGCGCAGCCGAUCGCGCCGAAACCUUUUCAAAUCGUGCUGCGAGCGCUGAUGGACGACGCGGCGCGACGGCCGUUUGAGGAGGAUCGAAAGACGUUCGCGGAGGAAACCGGGUUGGAAAUCGAAGAGGCGUUCGCGGAGUUCGACGAGACGCCGGUGGCGUCGGCGUCGUUGGCGCAGGUGUAUCGAGCGAAAACGUUCGGGGGGGAAGAUGUCGCGGUGAAGAUUCAGCAGCGACCGGUGGCGAGGUUCCUGGAGAGCGAUCUUUUUACGAUAGAAGGGUAUUACUCGCUCAUGGAAUGGCUCGUGCCGUCGUUGCGAUUUGGGUGGCUGGCAAAGGAGACGCGAAGGCACAUGGGAGAGGAGAUGGAUUUUACUCGCGAGGCAGCGAACGCGCUCAAGGCGAGCAAGAUGCUCGCGGAUGAGUUCGACGAGAGUGAGUUGAAGAUACCGCGCGUGCACAGACAUUUGAGCGGUAAGCGAGUGCUCACGAUGGAGUUUGUGCCCGGGGUGAGAAUAGACGACGUCGAGGCGCUCAAAGGCAAGGGGAUCGAUUUAGCCGACGUCGCGGCGAGAAUACAGAAAAUAUUCGCGCAAAUGACUUUUGUGCACGGAUUCGUGCACGCUGAUCCGCACCCGGGGAACAUCUUGAUUACAGAUAAGGGAGGCAUUGUGCUGCUUGAUCACGGCGUGUAUCGCACGCUCGACGACGAUUUGCGAAAGAAGUGGGCAAAUGUAUGGCUCUCUAUCAUUAGAUCGGACGAUAACGCUUUGCGCGAAGCGACUGGAUCACUUGGGAUAGAUCCCGACAUGUCGCAGUUCUUCAAGCUCAUUCUCGCCGUCGUUCCGACGCGCGUCGUUGAGGAGCCUCUCGCGGGGUCGAUCAAGCGAAACGACGAUUCUUCCUCUGACUCUUUCACCGUGGCGGAAAAGCGCUCGGUCAUGAAGCAAAUCAUGGGGGUAAAAUUAGAGGAUCAAACAAAGCUUUUUGAGACCUUGCCUCGCGAUCUUUUGCUCGUGCUCAAGGCGAAUAAUUUGUUGCGAUACGUCAACGAGCAGUUGGGCUCGCCCGUCAAUCGUUACAAGAUCAUUUGGAAGAGCGCGAGCGAGGGGUUGGCGAAA